UCCCAAAUCUGGGUUCCAGACAGAGAAACCUUAAACCCCACAAAAGCCCCUAUUCCUCCUCCUCCUUCAUUGUCAAUUCAACGAACCGAGACCUGAGCAGUUCCGCCGUGUCGGAGCAAUGGAGGCUCAGUCGGAUGGCAGAGAAGACAUCACAAUCUCGGCAAUCAAGUCCAUGCGAGCUCAGCUCGAGUCUCGCAUGGAGUCCCAUCGCAGCACUCAGCUCCAACUCCUCGCCUCUCUCCAAUCCCUCGUCCCCGAUGCCGUGUCCUCCGUCGAUCUCUCCCUCCAGGUAAUCUCCACCUUCAACAACCGCCCUUUCACUCCCACCCCCCCUCUACCAAACCCUAACCCUGUCCCCCAUAAGCACUCUGAUUCUAACCCUCGCCAACUGAGCCCUCAUAGUGCCCCCACAAUCCCUAAAUCAUACACUUCGAAGUCUUCUCCCAGUUUGAUUCCCCAAUCCGAUAGCCAUAAGUUUUUGCUCGACGAGACCGAUAGCCCCUUAUCCGUAGUGAGGUCCAUGGUGGCAGUCUGCCUGUUGGAGCGCGUUCCUUUCACGGCAAUUGACUCCUCGACUGUGCUUCGGAAGUUGGAGAACGACCAGAAUGCAACCGCUGCAGAGAAGGCAGCUCUGAGGGAGGUUGGUGGGGAGUCCGGGGCGAUCCUGGCUGUGGAGAUGGCCCUUCGAUCGAUGGCCGAGGAUAACGGUGGGGUUGAAUUGGAGGAGUUUGUGGUGAGCGGGAAGUCCCGAGUCAUGGUCCUGGGCAUUGAUCGAACUCGGCUUUUGAAGGAACUGCCUGAAAGCUCCCAAAGGCAGCAGGAGUCGGGCUCCGGUGAUGGGAAUUCGAGUCAAAAUCAGGCUUUGCUGGCGGUGAAUAGCAGUAGUACUGGUGGGGUUGACGUGAAUGGGAUAUUCGGAAUGGGAGGACCCGGGGCUGUCCCGAGACCUAUUUCUGACAUGUGGAUGUAUCAGGGAGGUGGGCCAAUGAUGGGGCCAAGAGGUGGGCCUAGAGGGGUAAUGGGUAUGAUGGGGAUGCCACCGAGAGGAGUGGGUGUCCCUUCUCCAUUCCAUAGGCCUCCACUGGGACCAAACUCACCAGGGGGUGGCUCGAAUGUGAUGCCCCAGAAGCAGAAGUCGGAGGAGGAUGAGCUGAAGGAUCUUGAGGCUUUGUUGAACAAGAAGUCGUUUAUGGAGAUGCAGAAAUCGAAGACUGGGGAAGAGCUUCUGGAUUUAAUUCACAGGCCCACUGCAAAGGAAACUGCUGUGGCUGCUAAGUUCAAAACUAAAGGCGGAUCUCAAUUAAAGGAGUACUGCUCAGCUCUGACAAAAGAAGAUUGUAGGCGUCAAUCUGGUUCUUUCAUGGCUUGUGAGAAGGUUCAUUUUCGGCGAAUAAUUGCUCCUCAUACUGACAUCAAUUUAGGGGAUUGUUCUUUCCUUGAUACUUGUCGACACAUGAAGACCUGUAAGUAUGUUCACUACGAACUUGACCCAACGCCAGAUGUGCCACCAAUGAUGAUGGGAACUGCACCACCUCCAAAGCCGUUAAAGCCACAACGUGCGGAAUACUGCUCAGAGGUUGAACUUGGUGAACCGCAAUGGAUAAAUUGUGAUAUUCGAUCAUUUAGAAUGGACAUCAUAGGGCAGUUUGGAGUUAUAAUGGCAGAUCCCCCAUGGGACAUUCACAUGGAGUUGCCUUAUGGAACAAUGUCAGAUGAUGAGAUGCGCAAUCUCAAUGUUCCUGCACUGCAAACAGAUGGCCUAAUUUUUCUCUGGGUCACAGGACGUGCAAUGGAGCUUGGACGUGAAUGUUUGGAACUCUGGGGAUAUAAGCGCGUUGAGGAAAUCAUUUGGGUGAAGACAAAUCAACUUCAGCGGAUAAUCAGAACAGGACGAACAGGGCACUGGCUCAACCAUAGUAAGGAGCACUGUCUUGUCGGAAUUAAGGGGAAUCCCGAAGUUAAUAGAAACAUAGAUACUGAUGUCAUUGUUGCCGAGGUUCGAGAGACUAGCCGUAAACCAGAUGAGAUGUACCCUUUGCUCGAGAGAAUAAGUCCAAGGACAAGAAAGUUGGAGUUAUUUGCUCGUAUGCACAACACUCACGCUGGAUGGAUAUCCCUUGGGAAUCAGCUGAAUGGAGUGAGGUUAGUGGAUGAGGGACUCCGAGCACGUUUCAAGGCAGCUUAUCCUGAUGUGGAGGUGCAGCCUCCAUCUCCUCCUAGGGCUUCAGCAAUGGAAAUUGACCCAAGGUCUACUCAAAUGAGGAGCCCAUAUGCGGGGCCUGAAGCGAAGUCCACGUCUGCGCAGAUUCCCGAGCCUGCAGUAUCAGGAGGUGCAUAUGCCUCUGCAGAGAAGCCAGGGGCUGCAGAUAUUGAUAUUGUCGGGUGAAGAACAACGUAACAUUUUUUUUUUAAAGAUAAGCUGCUGACUGUUUCGAUAUGGAAGUUCUCUUGACAGCCUCCUGGACUUUUCACAUGCGCCAAGUCUCUGCUUUCCUCCCCAGCCAUCGAGUUCGAGGAUAGUACCAUCCGUUCCAUUUUUUUCAUUUUAUUUCAGCCAGUGUAUUUGAUUUUUCAUGCCGAUGAUGGUUUGGCGGUGUAUUUAUCUUCAUGCCGUUUGCACAUAGGAGAAAUUUCCCACAUUUUUCCACGGCAAAAAGGGAAAGAAUUUUGUAAUCUGAGGUCUUAGAGGUAAACAUUAUGGAGUUGUCGAAGUCAGGUGUCUGUUUUUUCGAGUUCCA
Molecule: messenger RNA, 2738 nt
Organism: Punica granatum (pomegranate)
Lineage: Eukaryota; Viridiplantae; Streptophyta; Magnoliopsida; Myrtales; Lythraceae
Source: RefSeq, a predicted model, not a curated record